AUUUGAAGUGCUCCGGGCCUAAUCCCAACAUCAAUCAACUGUCAUGUGCAAACAUAUUUUCUCAUUUUCUUUUUUUACCAUCUAUUUGAUAAAUUUAUUCUAAUCAGAAAUAUCUCUAUACCAAUAGUUACAUUUUCAUUUCACGAAAAAUGGCGUAUUUAAGCCAUAGACUACUCAAUACACCAAAGAAUAUUUUGUUUAGAUGUUAUAAUAAAAUUGUUAUUACGGAUGAUGGUUCUACUAUAGUUGCUCUUCAUAAGGAAUCAGAAUUUCCAUAUGAGCAUUCAAAAUCGCUACCAGAGGAAGUAAAAGAUGAAUCUAUAUUAAAAAUGAAUGAUUUUAAUGAAGCAAGAAGAGUCUUCAAAAAUAUGACUCCAGAAAUGUCAAGGAAGCACUUAUCCACUCUCACACUGACUACAGAACAUAGAUGGUUUCCCAGAGCACGCGACAAGAAAGCAAGAAAUACAGAAAUGAACAGACCUUACUUGUAAAUAUAAAUUAUGUAAAUCAAAAUAGUUGAGUAAUAAAGAGUUAUAUAUAUUUAAGAAA
Molecule: messenger RNA, 549 nt
Organism: Galleria mellonella (greater wax moth)
Lineage: Eukaryota; Metazoa; Arthropoda; Insecta; Lepidoptera; Pyralidae
Gene: mRpL42
Product: 39S ribosomal protein L42, mitochondrial
Exons: 1
Coding region: 150-491 (113 amino acids)
Cellular component (GO): mitochondrial large ribosomal subunit
Source: RefSeq, a predicted model, not a curated record